This is a messenger RNA of Phytophthora infestans T30-4, 288 nucleotides long. RefSeq names its product secreted RxLR effector peptide protein, putative. NCBI's taxonomy places the organism in Eukaryota, Oomycota, Peronosporomycetes, Peronosporales, Peronosporaceae. The record is from RefSeq and is a predicted model, not a curated record. The transcript has a single exon. Bases 1 to 288 code for a protein of 95 amino acids.
AUGCGUUUGUUCUCCGUUCUGUCGUCGAUCACCAUCAUCUAUUUUGUGACCUGUACCGCGGCUGAGGGCUCAGAUCAAACCAAGCACUCGCUGAUGGGGUCACCAAUCCUCGUCUACUCGCUCAACGCAGCACACAACGUUGAUCCUGUCGCCAGAAGGUUCCUUCGAGAGCGCGAAGCGAAUAUGGAAGAGCGAGGAAUCCGUCUGACGCAAGAAGCGAAUGUCAAAUCGUUCGCCAAGAAGAUCCUGGCAAAUUUCGACGAGGCGGACGAUGUGUACAAGAAGUGA